Molecule: messenger RNA, 1783 nt
Organism: Lytechinus variegatus (green sea urchin)
Lineage: Eukaryota; Metazoa; Echinodermata; Echinoidea; Temnopleuroida; Toxopneustidae
Product: homeobox protein CDX-4-like
Exons: 3
Coding region: 344-1579 (411 amino acids)
Biological process (GO): embryo development; animal organ morphogenesis; cell differentiation
Cellular component (GO): nucleus
Molecular function (GO): RNA polymerase II transcription regulatory region sequence-specific DNA binding; DNA-binding transcription factor activity, RNA polymerase II-specific
Source: RefSeq, a predicted model, not a curated record
AGGUAAACAAACCGUCGAUCAAGAGAUACCUUAAAAUUAGAUGCACGGUUGUUUCGUUCAACAGACAGAUCGCGAUAGCUUUACAACGCGCAUCUUUCACAACUAGCUUCUCCUUUUUUUUAAACUUUCGAACUAUUUUUUUUUUGAAUAUCCAACUAGAUUUGAAAUUCAACCUUUCUUGACAUUUUCUAAAAGGUUUGGUUCUUUGGGAGUUUCUGGUGUACUGUGGACAUUAAACUGUGAUUGUUGCCCGGUAGUUGGUUGAAGAUAUAAAACACGCUUAUUGGCCUAGCGGUCGUAUAAUAUUCAUUACCAGGGCGUAACGUCUAUAAAACCAUAUUUUAUGAUGACGCUGGAGUAUCUUCACCCACAGCAAGCCGAGAACAUGUACAUCCACCACCCCUCCGCGUCGGGGGGCUUCCAGCAGCAAGGCAUCCAUCCGCCUCCUCCUGCUCCACCCCACCACCAGUUCGCAUCCACAGACUACUGGCAGCAGCUGCACGGCGUCACCGCCGGUGGCGACCAUUCCGCACCGGUAACAGGCGCCAGCUCCUCCGUGUCCAACACUGCCGUGAGCAACCAGCCCAACUCGACACCGGGUUGGACGAGCGGUGGGCUAGCCGGCGCCAUCACCGCCUCCGCCGGAGGAGCGGUGCCGGUGACGGAAUGGCAGUAUAUUCACCACGCCUCGCAGAAUUCAAACACGGCGUCGUGUCCGCCGACGACGUCGCUUUACACCGGAGUUUCUGACGACUUCGUUGGAGGUCAUAGUCAGGGGCAAGCCUAUGUUAGCCCCGGUGGGAUCCAAACAGUUGCCCAAGCUUUGCACCGGCCAAUGAUGACUACCUAUGACUGGAUGAAAAGCUCUACAUAUCGCUUCAACCCCCAAACAGGCAAGACGAGAACAAAAGACAAGUAUCGUGUUGUAUACACUGAUCAUCAGCGAUUGGAACUGGAGAAGGAGUUCCAUUACAGUCGGUAUAUUACUAUCAGACGAAAAAGCGAGCUUGCCUUAGCUUUGGGUCUCUCCGAAAGACAGGUGAAAAUUUGGUUCCAGAAUCGGCGAGCUAAGGAACGAAAGAUGGCAAAGAAAAUAAAGAUGCAAGAUGGGCAGUCGCAUAUUCAGUCAACGCAUAAUGAAGAUGAUCGUAGUCCGAACGAACGUCAUCAUGGUCAUAAAGAAUUUAAUCAUCCAAGUCAACACAGUCAUCAUCAUCCUCCUCAUCAUAACACCCACCAUCAUAGCCAUCAUCAUGCCGUUUUACAGCAUUCAUCAAGCCCUAACCAAACCGCAGUCGACACCAAGCCCAAACUCCCUAUCAUCCCCGCGACCGCGAUGACCACGGUAUCCGCCGAGGUCAUCAAGACGACCCCGUUGACGCCAACGACGUCGCCGCCGCAUCACGUUACUUUGCAGUCAAACGAUGCCACCAUGGAUGGCAGGGCGCUGACGAGCAGCCACGCCUUGAGCUCCGGCGCAGACACGAUCGACAAUUCGUUGCAUAUUCCCAUCACCGCUGCCGAAGUUGCAAAUCUUGUUUUAGUAAGUAAUAAGAAUUCCAUACUUCAAGCACAGUGAUCUAUAUACCUACACUAAACAAUACCCGGUUAAUACUUGCACGCAUUGUGGUGCCCGUAUUGAUGCGUGCCAGUGCGGGACACUUGGUGGCAUGACUUGGCUAAAGCACUGAUCUCUCAGUGGGCUAAAGUUGGCUUUAUCAAUUCACGCAUUGUCCCAAUACGUUCACGACAUAGUCGCGACAUGUUUCCGCAUUGCUUGUGC